Messenger RNA from [Torrubiella] hemipterigena, 2866 nucleotides. The record is from the annotation of a GenBank genome assembly. Lineage: Eukaryota; Fungi; Ascomycota; Sordariomycetes; Hypocreales; Clavicipitaceae.
AUCACCAGCAUCGACUUUACCAAGAGCUGCCGCCCGUGCAAGCACCCCUCGCGCUCUAGCUUGCCCGCGGUACUACCCAGAGGGUGUGACUGGCCGCAUUUCCAACGGGACUCCUCUCCAACUGGUGCAUGACAGCGCCCACUAGGGUGGUAUACCGUUCCAGUGUAGCUUUCAGCAAAACGAUGCCUGCCGCUGACCAAACGGCUAAGACAUUAACGCCGACAUCUACUGCGCGCAUCCGCCCCUGACCGUCGUGCGCCGUAUGCCAAUCACCGCUCUCGGCUUCGAUUGCUGAUUACCGACUGUACACCAGCCAGACUUGCCGCCAGCAGCACUGCGUCACGGUACUGCCGCGACACUUGCGUUUUGCUUCAACCGCCACGGGGGAAUCGCUUUCGGAGGAAAAGCUACCCGGUUACGCUACGGUGCGCAAAACGAACUGACUAGGGCUCGCUCCACGCUGGCUGUCAUCUCUACCGGCCAAAGGUUACAGCAGUCGAGGUAAGAGGGGCCGCCAAAGCAACAUCAAGCUUACUCGCCCACACAAAUCGCGUUCGACCCGACGGGAGAGCCUGAAGAAACCAACUGGAGAAAGCGAGACUGAACCAGACUACAGGCAAGAAAGCUCCUGCUUUUCUGUGGACUAGAUACCCGAAAAUCCGCCACAAUAGCCAACCCCUGCCUGCGCUUCAGGACAUCUGCGGCUGUCGUCCAUCAGGUUGUUUGCCGCGGCAAAAAGAAAAACCAGCAUAUCUGUAACAAACAGACGCAAACUUGGGCGGGUACAGCAUCAUUUGCUGCCUCCCUCUCUUUCUUAUCUGCAUUUCUCUUUUUUCCACAGUCUGUCAUACGCCAGGGGCACCCUGACCUGGGUCAGACUGCAGCGAGGCUCGGCCGCUUAAGUUCGCUACCCGUGGCUGCAGGUUCCACUGCUGCAGGCGAAGAAGCAGGGGGCAUCUUCAGCGUUGCAGUUGCGCAAAGGCCCUUUUUUUUUUUUGGCCCGCACUGAGACACACAAGCCCCCCAGUUCAGUGAAGCCCUGGCCUGGGCCGCCCACAACAGCUGCCAUGGCGGAUGGGUUCAACUCGGCCUUUCUAUUUGGGGCCGCCGUUCCCGUGCCCGUGGAGCGCUUCACCCACGUCAACCCAAUCGACUUAUUACCACGCAGGCUCGGCUCUUCAUCUACCAACAACACCAAAAGAAAUAAUAAGGCUCGCAAACGCAGUGACAGCGCCGCCAGCCACGCACCAUCGUCGUCACAGCUGCCGUUACAACCGGUCCGCUCCGCUGAAGCCGCCAUCGUGGGGCAAGAGAUCCCCGCGCAUGCAGCAAAACAGCACCAGCCCACGCUUCUCUCCUCGCCAACCUCAUCACCGGACACAUCAUCACCGGCAACCUUUGCUGGUUUCUUUAACACCCCGGGCGCCAGUCUCAGCAGGUCCAGUUUAGCUCUCCAGUCAGGCAUCCACGAAUCCAGAUAUGCACACGACCCGUCCUCGCAUCCAAUACCCUCUCGACCCCAAGACGGAAGCAAGGUGCAGCGCACUACUUCGUCAAUGACGGGAUACGCCCCCCGCACCGCAUCACUCUCGUCCAACAGCGGCACUGCUUCGCUGUCUGCCCGGACGACAACCUCUACCGACGCCACGCACUCUGAUGACAACCUCAUCUCUGCUAAACCCUUUGUCCUUCGAAAUGGCCGCACCUACCUCAGCGAUACGACCCUCCCAUACCCCCUCCCUACCGACCUAACAGAGCUGCAUCGACAGUCGAUGCGAACACUGCUCAUGAUACAGAUAUUUGGAGCACCAGUAACCUCCGCAAGAUUUGAGAAGAAGCCACCUCUACGGGUGCUGGAAAUCGGCUGCGGCUCUGGCUUCUGGAGUAUGAUGUGUCACCGCUACUUCAAGAGCCGCGGCCAUGAAAAUAUUUCUUUUACUGGAAUCGAUAUUGCCCCUGUAGCAGCGAGCACGGCGAACAACGGUAUUGAAGCCGUCAAGCCUGAUGCCGAGAUGAAGUGGAAGUUUGUGGCCCACGACCUGCGCAACAGCCCGUGGCCACUCCCCUCAGAAGAAUAUGACCUUAUCAUGGCCAAGGAUAUGAGCUUAGCCGUGCCAAAUUCACAAAGCCAAGAAGCGUUUGACGAAUACAUACGACUGCUCAGCCCCGGUGGCGUACUCGAGAUCUGGGAGUCUGACCAUUUGAUACGCAUGCUUCGACCGCACGUUCCCGGUACAAAGCAAGCUGGAGAUGAGGCUGAGGAAUAUGAAGCAGCAAAUAAGCUCGGAGCGUAUGUAAUAAACGCAAACACACCACUGGCCGCGCCACUGAAUGUCUUUCUGGUGGAAUACAACCAGUGGCUUUCAAGGGCACUCGAAACGCGUGAUUUGUCCGCUGUACCUUGCACGUUGGUCGGCCCAGCACUUCUUCAAGAAUCGGAGAUGCUCACAAGUCUCAAAUCGAAGCGCUUGGCAAUCCCGCUUAGUGAGCUUCGAUGGGAACGAGAUCGCCCUGCAUCCAGAGAUGGAAAGGAGAGGCUCAGUCAAGGCAAGCAUGAUAGGAGAACCUUGAGCGCCGGCCAGGAUGCCCUGCGGCGCACAGCGCUAUUGACGGUUGUUCAGCAAGUCCAGGCACUGGAGCCUAUCCUGCGCGAAGUUUCAUCCAAGAGCCAAGAUGAGUGGGACAGCUGGUUGGGCAAGAUGAUGGGCGACCUGAUGAGCGAAAGCGGCACCAGCUGGGGAGAAUGUCUCGAAGUUGGAGCCUGGUGUGCUACCAAGAGGAUAAUGAAAUGAAAUCACCUAUCAGCGAAUUUGGACUUUUUUGUUUUUGUAGCGAUUACUUCAUAGGCGGCGAUUUUUUUUGGACC